AUGAAGCUCGAGUCCGCCUCGAUAGGAGGGGAACCCUCAUGGGCCUCCGCUUUAUUGUCUUCCUCCAUCGAUAACGGCGCGUUCUCAAUAAACACGUUUUUUCAACAAAAUGGCUCCGUCUUGGACGGGGUUAUCCUUCGCUCGCUUAACACGGUGUCGAGUCUGAAGGAUACCGAUCAGCAGCUCCGCACGUUGCAGAUGCAGUCGUGGGCACAGGCCGAGUGCGAGCGCCAGUUCCGAUUUCUAAAUAUGCCUUUUGAACUGAAGAUGAUACAUAUCUCGUUCGAUGACAAAAUAUGCGUUGUUUACUAUCAGAUUAAUCCAAAGGCUGAUACGAGCAGCGAGCCUAAUAUAUCUCGACUAUUACGUGUGCUACAAUAUCACCUAUCUUGUAAAGUCCACUUGGUGCGUUGGCCUAUAAAGGUUGAGCAGAAAGGGAAUCAUUAA
Messenger RNA from Phytomonas sp. Hart1, 447 nucleotides. The record is from the annotation of a GenBank genome assembly. Lineage: Eukaryota; Euglenozoa; Kinetoplastea; Trypanosomatida; Trypanosomatidae.